UGGGCUCAGACUUUUAAGUUAAUUUACUGCCCCCCCCCCCCCCCAACCUCUGCUAGUAACCAGCGCCUUUAGGGCCAGCCUCCCCCCACCCAGCUCCCGCCUGAAAAUGACAUUUCGCCGGCGUCUCCGGAGGGGGCUGAAUUUCACUUUGUAACUUUCUGCGGAACCCGAGCCCGGGUGGCAGCUCGGGUGGUGGUAUCGUAUGCAAAUACGCAUGCUGACGUUACAGAUCAUGUGGGUUUUGGCGUAGAUUCCCCACUGAUCGAGACAUUUUUUUUCCCCUUUUUUUUUUCCCCCCUUCUUUUUUUUUUUUUUUUUUCUUUUUAAAAUUUUGGCCACUGUUCCCCGUACGGGGGCUUUUCCUGUCCGUCUGUCUGGCAGGCUGGCCGUGCCCCUCUUUCCCACGGAGCCCGAGCCCCGCGCCCGGUGGGGAGUGGGGAGUGGGUGGGGGGAGCCAGCAGAGUUCCAUUUUGGAACGCCCGUGCCGCGUCUCCGCGCUCCCAGCCCGGGUCCCCGCGUCCCCAGCCCCGGCGCAGGUCUUGACACACCGACAGCUCUUGGAGUCAACAUGUACCGAGAUUCCCAGGAUGUAAGCAAUCCGGGACUGAUAUGAUGCUGCCUCUUGUGUGUAGCCAUUGGAGCAGUGACAAUUUUCUGGGCUGAGAUCAUUCUCAACACUCAAACAUUAGACUUCAGCAUUCAAGGAAAGCCAAAGCCAUUGGAGGGGGACUACAAGCCCAAAGCCUUUUAUCUUACUUGUUCCAAAAAUCUCACUGCCCCUUUCCUACCUGCCCACCCCUGCCCCGCCCCCAGAUUAAACUAUCGCACACAGACAGGCAGCAUGGCGAGCAAGCGAAAAUCCACCACGCCGUGCAUGGUUCGGACCCCACAAGUAGUAGAACAGGAUGUGCCCGAGGAGGGAGACAGGGCCAAAGAGAAAGGAAUCAGCACGCCACAGCCUGAAGCAGCCAAGGACAGUUGGACAGUGGAACCCGAAAACUCUUCCAAAGAAAAUGAAGUGAUCGAAGUGAAAUCUACAGGGGAAAACCAAUCCAAAAAACUCCAAGGUGGUUACGAAUGCAAGUACUGCCCCUACUCCACGCAAAACCUGAACGAGUUCACGGAGCACGUCGACAUGCAGCACCCCAACGUGAUCCUCAACCCCCUCUACGUGUGUGCCGAAUGUAACUUCACAACCAAAAAGUACGACUCCUUGUCUGACCACAACUCCAAGUUCCAUCCCGGGGAGACCAACUUCAAGCUGAAGUUGAUCAAGCGCAAUAAUCAGACUGUCCUGGAGCAGUCCAUCGAAGCCACCAACCAUGUCGUGUCCAUCGCCGCCGCCGGCCCCGCCAGCAGCGACGGUGAUCCCGGCAUCUCCGUGAGUAAGACGCCCAUCAUGAAGCCAGGGAAACCAAAAGCUGAUGCCAGGAAGGUGCCCAAGAAGCCCGAGGAGGCCACCCCCGAAAACCACGUGGAGGGGACGGCCCGCCUGGUGACUGACGCGGCUGAGAUCCUCUCGAGACUCGGAGGCGUGGAGCUCCUCCAGGACACGCUAGGGCACGUCAUGCCUUCUGUCCAGCUCCCACCAAAUAUCAACCUUGUCCCCAAGGUCCCCGUCCCGCUGAAUACUACCAAAUACAACUCCGCCCUGGACACGAAUGCCACCAUGAUCAACUCCUUCAACAAGUUCCCAUACCCAACUCAGGCUGAACUGUCCUGGCUGACCGCUGCCUCCAAGCACCCGGAGGAGCACAUCAGAAUCUGGUUCGCCACCCAGCGCUUAAAGCAUGGCAUCAGCUGGUCCCCGGAGGAGGUGGAGGAGGCCCGGAAAAAGAUGUUUAAUGGCACCAUCCAGUCGGUACCCCCGACGAUCACCGUGCUGCCAGCCCAGUUGGCGCCCACCAAGAUGUCACAGCCCAUCCUCCAGACAGCACUGCCAUGCCAGAUUCUCGGCCAGACCAGCCUGGUGCUGACUCAGGUGACAAGCGGGUCGACGACCGUCUCUUGCUCCCCCAUCACACUUGCCGUGGCCGGAGUGACCAACCACGGCCAGAAGAGACCUUUGGUGACUCCCCAGGCUGCCUCCGAGCCCAAGCGUCCACACGUCGCUCAGGUGCCAGAGCCCCCACCCAAGGUAGCCAACCCCCCUUCCCUGACCCCGGCCAGCGACCGCAAGAAGACAAAGGAGCAGAUCGCGCAUCUCAAGGCCAGCUUUCUCCAGAGCCAGUUCCCCGACGACGCAGAGGUCUAUCGGCUCAUCGAGGUGACCGGCCUGGCCAGGAGCGAGAUCAAGAAGUGGUUCAGCGACCACCGGUACCGGUGUCAAAGAGGCAUCGUGCACAUCACCAGCGAAUCCCUUGCCAAAGACCAGCUGGCCCUCGCGGCCUCCCGACACGGCCGCACGUACCAUGCGUACCCAGACUUCACCCCACAGAAAUUCAAAGAAAAAACCCAGGGUCAAGUUAAGAUCCUGGAAGACAGCUUUUUGAAAAGCUCCUUCCCGACCCAAGCGGAACUGGACAGGCUAAGGGUGGACACGAAACUCAGCAGGAGGGAGAUAGAAUCCUGGUUCUCGGAGAGACGGAAGCUUCGGGACAGCAUGGAGCAAGCUGUCUUGGAUUCCAUGGGGGCCGGCAAAAAAGGCCAAGACGUGGGGGCCCCCAACGGUGCUCUGUCUCGGCUUGACCAGCUCUCCGGAGCCCAGUUAGCCGGUUCCCUGCCCAGCCCCUCACCAGCAAUUACAAAGAGUCAAGAACAGGUCCAUCUCCUGCGAAGCACGUUCGCCAGAACCCAGUGGCCCACCCCCCAGGAGUACGACCAGUUAGCGGCCAAGACCGGCCUGGUCCGGACUGAAAUCGUGCGUUGGUUCAAGGAGAACAGAUGCUUGCUAAAAACCGGGACCUUGAAGUGGGUGGAGCAGUCCCAGCACCUAGCCGGCGAGGCCGGCCACGGCCACGGCCACGGCCACGACGCAGCGCCGAGGAAAACCGCGAGAGCCGUCGUCGCCGAGAGCCCAAAGAAUGGGAGCGAGGUGGGUCAGCCCCACUACAAGGACCCCAAAAAGCUCUGCGACGAGGACUUGGAGAAGUUAGUACCCAGGGGGAAAGUGAGCAAUGAGCAGGCAAAAGACGGUGCGCCGGCCAAGCCUUCGGAAGGCACCUCGGACAGGUCGGAGGGCAGCAGCCGGGACGGCCCGGGCAGCGACGAGAACGAGGAGUCGGGCGUUGUGGAUUGGGUGGAGGUCACGGUCGGAGAGGAGGACGCCGUCUCAGACAGGUCCGACAGCUGGAGUCAGACCGCAGCCGAAGGCGCCGCCGAACUGGCCGGCUCGGACUCCGACAGCAUCCCGGCAGAGGCCGGCCAGGCCUAACAGGUCUGGGUCUUUGCCUUGGCCUGGCUAAAGGAAGGCAUGGAUGUCACCAAGUCACCCAGCUUCUAAUCGCGCUGAUUGGGUCCCUGGAACCCCUUCAGAUCUGGAAGAGACGGAUGCAAAUGAGGCCCGAGGAGCCACAAAAGCCUGGGAAGGGAGGUUGUCAUGGUUACUAAUGGCCGUGUCAUCCACAUGAUGGGACACGGCACCCAAGCCCCGAUGUUUGUGCUUUCGGGAGAGGUCUGUACACAUCAAGGCCUAAAGGCCCGACUGCCAGCUCCGUGGUGGGUUCAGAAUAGAGGGGGCAGCAGGGCGAGGGGCGCGGGAGGCAAAGAUCACCUCGGCCAAAGCCGAAAUGUUCCAAGGGCAGCGUGGAACCAGGAGGAAGACGCGCGAUUUACCAUCUGCCCGCAUGGGCUUCUCCAGGGGUCACUUAAAAGACAACAGAAGGGGACACCCCCAUGUCAUCUUUUCAAGUAAUAAAAUAAAGGUAAGAACCUCCAGAAUGAUUGAUAAGGUCCCAAAAGGAGUCCUGGAAGUUCCCAUACCUCUUUAGUAAUGAGUCCGGACAACUUUGGCUGGUGAGCCACUCGUUGGUUCAUUUAUUUUGUAGUAGGAUAAGGUGCCUGGCCACAAAAUAAAGUCUUCUGGAAACCUUGUUUUUAGCAAGUUCCAUGAAAAUUUCACUAGCCAGCUAGUUAAAAUGAUUUAAGGAACAGCCAGGUGCAGAUGCCAUCAAGUCUUCCUUCCCCGCUACCCCAGCUUUUCAGGAGGGGGCAGUAAUGGGUUACAGGUGACAAUGCAGCAUUGAGGGAGGGGCUAGUGAUCAGAGGGAGCUGAAGACUACGGAGGCCACAAAUAGCACCCUAGGCCCGCCACCAUCUGGCUGUCUUGGUUCCUCUCUCUGGCUAUUUUCCUGCCUUCUUAAGAGACCGUACCAGCCCAGCCUGUAUCUGCCUUGUUGAAAUGAGGGAGCGUUUUUGUUUUUUUUUUUUUUUUUGGUCCAAUCCAAAUCUGCCUGAAAACUCCUAGCUUGCCUUGUCUUCUUGACCUUUUCCAGUGCCUGACAGAGUCUACGUGAUUGCUUUUUCCUCCUGCCAUGGAGUGGACGACAGUCAGUUCAGUUCAGCAAAUCAAUUCUGCACACCUACUGUGUGCCGCGCUCUGUGCUAAGCACCAAGACGACGGGAUGAAGAAGACAGAUGAGGGUCCUCACACACAUGGAGCUCAGUCAGGCCAAGGAGAGAGGAAACUGCUCUUUCCUUUACUAGCCAGGGUGAUCCAUGGUGUGACCAGGAGACUAACUCGGGCUGAGGUCAGGGCAGGCUUCCUGGAGGAAGGGACAUCUGCCUCAGGGGCUAGCUGAGGGGAAGGAGUUAGCCCGUGCACCAGCAAGGAAGAGAGGUUCAUGUGGAAGGAGUAGACAAGGCAAAGUUCCAGAGACAAAAGAAGGAAUGGUACAGCUGAGGAACCAAGUUUGGGCAUAGCCAGAAAGCCGAAUUGGGGGUUCAGCAGACAAUGAGAAAGGACAACUGGAAGAAAAGACGAUGGUUUUCCCCAGCAGGCAAAGCUCUUCUGGACCGAGUUUGAAUAGAGGAAUGCUGAGUGUCCCUGUAUCCCAGAGUGAGUUUGGAGGGCACUUCCAGAUCCCCAUCCCCGAGUGGCGGUUGUCUGGGGAUGGCAGCUCCCGGAGCCCCCUGAGGCCACCUGUCCCCAUCCCUUCUCCCCCAGGCAGUACCACCGCCAACAGCCAAAAAUGCCCACCUGUGUUGGCUGCCACUGUGCCUGCCCCUGACCUGAGACCCGAGAGAAACACGAAGGGGGGACACAAGGCUAAAACCAUAGAGAGCAGCUUUGGAGGGAAGGGCAGGAGGACGGAAGGGGGUACAAGGCCUCCUGAGGAUCCAAGGCAGAGAGCUAGGUACUCUGACCACAGAUGGUCUCACUCAGUGGUCCUAGUGACGCCAGAUUUUUUUUUUUUUAAGGUUUAUUUACCCACUUUAGAGAGAAACAGAGAAAGCAGGGAGAGGGGCAGUGGGAGAUAGAGAGAAAAAAAAAAAUCUUCAGCAAACUCCCUGCUGAGCACAGAGCCCAGCUCGGGGCUUGAUCCCCUGACCCUGAGCUCAUGACCCAAGCCCAAAUCAAGAGUCGGAUGGAUGUUCAGCCUACUGAGCCACCCAGGCACCCCCCUGUAAUUUUUUACAAACCCAAAAACGGAGGCUCGGAAACCAAGGAGCUUACUGUAUUCUCUGAGCCAGCACCUCAGUUCCAUCCCGGAGCCCUGGCUCCUACCGCCGUCUCUGCCUCUCUGUUUUGGACAGAAAUUCCCCAUUUCUGGCUGACCACCCACCACCCCCGUGGCGGUGUUGGGAGGUAGGGGAUACCUAGGGUGUCUAGAAUGGGCCAUUAAACAUUAGCUAAAUCAGAGAUGAAGGAACUAGCUGUUUUCUUCCCCUCUCUCCCCCUCCAAAACCCGGGAACACCCAGAAGCCCCCUUUUAUGUUUCUUUAUGGUAAACACCACAAGCACGAGCUGAGAAAUGUUCCUAAGCAAGAUGCUAAGAGCUGCUCAACACCUGGUGACAUCCAACGUCCCUAACUGGCUUCCUGGUAUUUCCAAGGUGCCACUCUAUGGAGAGACAGGCUGCGGUCCGCCCUAGGGCUGGCAUCCUGGACACAGGCACCCCUUAAAGGAACCUUUCAACUUGGAAGAAAUCCCUCCAAAUUACUUCACAGCUUUUAUGAACUGAACACAUGGGUCUCUUGAAAUUCAUAAAUAUUCAGCGAUGCCUUUAUUUAAACACGUAUUUAUUUAGGAAGCUGCUGUUGAGUUCAGUUGUCGCACGUAUAAUAAUCCUGAAAAUAAUGCACCGUUUUGGCUUCGGAGAAGGUGUUAGGGGAUGUAUAUACGAGAGAGGGAGGAUGAACUUGGGUGGGCAGCUGAGAGCAGAUGCCAGGGUUUCCCCCUUGGUGCGAGCUAAGCAUCCCCUCACUGAAGCUUCAGAAGGCUUACGUCAGUGUUCAACUCGGCCAGGCUCCCUCGGCCGUGAGGUUGGACAGAAAGGUAAGGAGGCCUUUCCAGACCUUGAACUGUGUUGUCUUGAUUCAGCCUCCGGGUCCAGUUAUCAAAGCCAUCUAUUAAGAGACCUGUCCCGGUGAGAGGCUGAACAGUAAAUUUCCUCCUUUCCGAAAAAUGAGUCAGAAUACUUGAGCCCCACAUGGCCAGACAUAUGCCUCGAUGUUUGGCCAGAUGGAAUAUCCCAGAACUCCUACUACUGAGAGUUUCUAUUUACUGGCCUGUGCCAUGUGCUUGGGAUUCUUCUGCACACAUCCAGUAACUCGCUGAAACUUCAUUUCAUCCCUGUGAGAUAAGUGUGGCUUUCUUCCCAUUUUGCAGAGGGCAAAACUGAGGCUCGGAGAGAUUUGCCCUGUGUUCCACAGCUCAGGGCUGGCGGAGGCUAGAGGCCACCUCUCGUCUGUUGGGUCAGUGCCUGACCCAGGCACAGGGACAGCACCACUACAGCUCAGCCUGGACCAACAGGGCUUGGCCGCUUCUUAAUACAAUACACAAAAAACGAAUACACAAGUAUUCAUUUGCUAAUUCUGCUCCCUCCCAGUUUCUGACAAUUUCCAACUCACGAUUAGGGAUGGCUUUGGAGAAGAGAUAAAUUUUGUGAAAUGCCAGAAAAAUAUUUUCCAUAGUUCAGCUUGCUUCAAAAAUUCAAGGCUACCCAGUGUUGCAUCCUGGCUACCAUUUAGGAUCUGGGAUAUGUGUGCCCCCCGCGAUCUGUUCAGAUUAGCUGUCCAAAUACAGAUAUUUGAAUGAGCGGAUGGAUGGAUGGAUAGAUGGGUGGGUGGAUGAAAAUGUAAUUAUCUGUUUCCGGAUCUCUCCUCCACCAGACCCUUGAACACAGGGACCAUAUCCCAUUCAUCUCUGAAUCCCCAGUGCCUAAUAGGAAGCAAAUACACAACAGCAAUGUACUGAACCACCCUGAGAGUUAGCAAACGUAGUUGGCUCUCAGUUGUCUGGAAUCCGACGUUUCAGGCCUUGGCUCCUCCUCCUCAUCUUCUGUCACUCAGUGGCAUCCUUGGCGGACAACAGGCAGAGGAGUGGAGCCGGGGACAGCCUGCUCUCCAUGUGUGCGAGCAGCUGAAGGAAAAGGUCUGCUGGAGAACCUGUCACUGGGCGAUGCUUCUCGGGGACUACGAGUUAGCCUGGCGGCCCCUAAACUAAUAAAGUUAAAUGCAACACUUCCGUUUACCUGAUUCUGGAGCUUCUCACAACAGGAGCUCUCACUGUGCUUUGGGAAGCUUGUAGCAACUUAGGAACCAUGACGUCUGAGUUCCCUCAUCUGUCAGAGGAAGGAUGUGGGUCCUAAGGAAAGGAAGUCACCGUGCCAGAGCCGCCUGUCGUAAGUGAUGUGGCGCCUUCGUGCAUCAGGUAUCUGGGGAAUGCCUGUGGCAUGCCAGGUUCUGGGGGUUAGGGGGGCUGCUGUGCCCAGCGUGUCCCUGUCCUCAUGGAGCCCACAGUCUCGUGAGGAAUGAAGCUUUAAGCAAACAAAAAGGAAGGACUGCCAUGCUGACAAGUUUUUUGAAGGAAAGGUCCCUGGUCUGUGAGAAUAUGGAAUAGGAGAAUUUGACUUGAUUUCAGGGGUUGGGGGAGUUUUCUUGAGAGAUAAUAAAUGACUUGAAAUCUGAAAAGUCAAGUACGAGUUGGCUGAGCAGUGAGGAGGGGACCACAUUCAAGCAGAAGGUAGAGCGUACUCAAAGCCCCUGAGGCCAGAGGGAACUUAAGACAUCAGGGACCUAAAAGGUGGCCAUUGUGGCUGUGAUUUGCCUGAGUUCACACUCUAUAGACAUGCAGAGGUGAAAAGCCAGAGUGCUACGUGGACUCACGUAUAAUCCAAAUUUCUCUUGAUAUUCUUCUACCUCACCCAUAAAGAAGACUCUGCAUGGUUCUGUGUGUAGGAUCCUGUAGAGAAAGGUUGAGACACCCUGAGAUGCUCCAGGAAGGAGUGAAAGGAAAGUCAUGUUGGAGAGAGCUGGGUGUUCAGACCUUCCUACCCUCGUGGUAAAUGGAGGACGGAUGGUGGAAAAUUCUAGAGCAUCCACAUGCGCAUUACUUUAUUCUGUCUUAUUAGUAAGUUUUUGUAACCUUAACACUUAUGAUAUUAGUCAAUGAGGGCUGCCAGAACAGAACAGACUGAGUGCUUAAACAACAUAGAUUUAUUUCCUCACCAUUCCGGAGGCUGGAGGGUCAAGAUCCAGGUGCCAGCAGGGUUGGCAGAUGGCCACCUUGUCUCUGUGUGCUCUCCUGGUCUUUCCUCUGCGCAUGCGCACUCCUGGUCUCUUCUUACAGGGACACUAGGGCCCCACCCCUAUGACCUCAUUGAACCAUAAUCACCUCCUUGAAGGUCCAUCUCCUGGUACAGUCAUACUGGGGAUUGGGCUUCUGCAGAUGAAUGGUGGGGGAGGGGACAUAAUUCAAUCCAUGGGACUAACAGAGUUGUCUCUUGUUGUCAGGAAUAAAUUAAAUAAUACAAGUGAAAUUCUCUAAAUGCAGUGGGUGGGGGGGGCGGCAUGCAUUAGUAUCAGCAAUGCUCAGCUGCCCACUCUGCAUUGAGUCCUUUCUCUAUGGAGAAGACCUUGGCCGACUGCUUCCUGCCUUUCCAAGUUGACUUUUCAGUUGAGGCCCCACUUGUACAAGCUCAAGCCUUUAGGUGUUAAUUGCAUCUCAGAGGGGUGGGGGUCGGGGUGGGAGCUGAGCCCUUACUGUGCCGGGCACUUUGCAUGUGUUGACAACGCUCUGAAGUCAACAUUUUUUUAAAUUUUAUGGUGGAGGAGAAUGAGGCACAGAAAGGUAACUCAUCCAAGAUCGUUGAGCUGGAAAGUGGGGGAGCUGGCAUUCAGACCCAAAUCCACAUGCGUAAACAUGAGGGCUGUGCCUUCUGAAUUUAAAAUACAACUCUGUUUGCUCAAAUACUUUGGACUCCUCUGGAUAAUAUCCUCAGUUGGAAAAAGGGCAGAAAGAACCAGUGACCCCUCUGAUUCCUCCACCCAGCCUCCUUGCAAGCAGGCUGGGGGAGAUGUACCAGGCUUUUAAGUCUCAGCAAUUCCCCCAAGCCCAGAGGCUCCCCAAACUGCUGCAGGAAAAAGAGCACUGGCCAGAUGUGUCUUGGCCAGAUGUGCCUGAGUUGACCGAGGCCUGGCAUGGGAAUGAUUUAGGAUGGGAUGGAGUCUUCCUGGUCCCCCAGGGAAAUUGCUUAAUCACUCUCCCUGCCACCGUGUUUUCCUUUUCCCAAUUCUAAUUAAAAUCAGACCAUGCCCCCUCACAAGAAAAGAAAGUUUGCCUCAAGUAUUAUUAAGAUAAUAAAUCACUAUCACAGUGCUUGUUUUUCUCACGGAGUACCGUGUUACACUCUCCUGAGUCCACAGGGCUUAGGGAAAUCCCUACAGGGAAAAUUAAAGAGACACAGAAACAGAAAGGUAUCACAUGGGAAAAGAAUUCUAAUUUUUUCAUGUUUCCCCAGUGGGUAAAGUAAUAAAGAAGCAGAUUUUGCUAAAGAAUUAGAUAGUACUUUUUAACCUUCCAAGCUGUCCCCAAGAUAGAAAGGGAGGCAGAGGGUUCCCUGUCCUGGGCAGGGUUCAGGGAGAGAUGUUGGUAGAGAUGUUUGGUAGAGAUGUUUGAAUAGUGGCCAUAAGCGAAGGGCCCGACGACCUUGCUGUUUCCUCCCAUAGCCGAGAUCCAAUGCUCUAGGAUCAAGUAAUCCAUUGGGUCCCUGGUUCUCUGCAGGGGGAGUGUCCCCGACCAGGGACCAGUGGUAAGAUUGCAGCUCGAAGCCCAGGGGAUUAGCAAGAGGCCACAUCCUCAAAGUCACUGUACUACUGGAAAAUAGAAACCCAGAAGGGAGCUCUGUCACCAGUCUUGGGUAACCAGCCAUGCCUCCCAAAGCACUGUGCUUUUUCCCAUUUUUCAUUCACUAAUGAACUUCGGAGUAUACUUUUGGGGGCCAGACCCAGGGCAGGGGGGUUGGGGUGUGGGGCAGGGGUCUUGCAGUGAACGCUCUUGGCCCCACCCAUGUCCUCACAGGAUGGACAGUUAGCCAGGCAGUGUGAAGACAGUGUGACUCGGUUGUACUGGGAUGCCCAGGUGCGGGAGAGUCUCACAAGGAGACCGGAGGGCACCAGGGAGCAAGGCUUUCCAGGGAAGCAACCUGUGGCUGGCCAAGGCUGCCUAUAGGGAAGGCGCUGGGGCCAUUGCUCUGUCCCUCCUGGGGAUCAUGCCCUGCCUUCUGUUUCCAGCGGCUUCCCAGCCUCUCUCUGAGAGCCCCGCCGGCUCCCACAAUCCUGCCCGCGGCUGUGCACCCUAGGAGAGGUCAAGGAGAGCUGAAGUCCAGCGGCUCUCAGGGUGCCUCCGAGGGCCCAGAGCCAACCAAAGACAUCCGCGGUCUCUGCAGAAGCAGCUCUGUCUCCUUUUCUCCGGGUCACCCUCUUGCCCUUGCAGUCUGUUUUGGGGAGGUUUUAAGGAUUUUGUUCAGUAGUUUUUUCUUCCUUAAUACGUCUGGUUGGAGGAUUGUGUGUUCGUGUCCACAGGACCCGACACAGGGAACCCGAACACAUUGCCAGAUGAAGAAGCACCUUUAUGCUGAGGUGUAUCUAAAAAUGUGAGACUUUGGGCCUUUGGAGAGAUGUGGUUCCGUUCCAUUUUUUUUUUAAUUUUUAUUUAUUUAUUUGAGAGAGAGAGAGACAGUGAGAGAGAGCAUGAGCGAGGAGAAGGUCAGAGGGAGAAGCAGACUCCCCGUGGAGCUGGGA
Messenger RNA from Lutra lutra (Eurasian river otter), 11184 nucleotides. It is a transcript of the gene ZHX2, whose product is annotated as zinc fingers and homeoboxes 2. The record is from RefSeq and is a predicted model, not a curated record. The transcript is spliced from 4 exons. Gene Ontology annotation, molecular function: DNA-binding transcription factor activity, RNA polymerase II-specific; DNA binding. Gene Ontology annotation, cellular component: nucleus. The coding region runs from base 842 to 3373 and encodes 843 amino acids. NCBI's taxonomy places the organism in Eukaryota, Metazoa, Chordata, Mammalia, Carnivora, Mustelidae. Gene Ontology annotation, biological process: regulation of transcription by RNA polymerase II.